Molecule: messenger RNA, 2592 nt
Organism: Rhododendron vialii
Lineage: Eukaryota; Viridiplantae; Streptophyta; Magnoliopsida; Ericales; Ericaceae
Exons: 1
Coding region: 1206-2390 (394 amino acids)
Source: RefSeq, a predicted model, not a curated record
GAUAUUCAAAGGAGGAGGGGUGUAUCCGCACCCGUCGCAAACCAUGAGGGGUCAAAGUGAAAAUUUCCCUAAAAACUAUCACAUGAUCCCAUGUAAUUUUUUAUGUACUGUACCAUUAGAUACAUACAUCUGUUGAUCAUAAAUGUACAAAAACCAUAUUACUCUACUUAUAUCAGUUUUUUAUUUUCUUUCCUCUCUUGUACACAUGUAAACACAUACAGUUAAUGUAUAAUUGUAUAAUAUAUAGAUGAAGAUACUAAUUGAAAUUUUUACCAACAUACCUAAAUCACAAAUUAUCAUUAUUUUUUGUUCUUGUUUAAUUUUUUUUUUCUUUUGUUAGUUUUGAGACAAUUUUUUAGAUUAUUAAUUCAUUUUAACAAGAGGAGUGAAAAAAAAAAAUAUUAUGUCCAAAACCAUGUAAAAAAAAUUCGCUAAAGCAAAAAAUAAUUCAACAUAGAGAGUUUUAUAAAUAAAAAAAAGUGUCUGCAAGAGAUAAUACUCUAAAGGCGGGACCGACUUAAAAUUUUUCAGAGUUUUUUGUAUCACACCAAAUAAGGAUUUGUAUCGUAACCUUCGUAUGUAUCCAAGGCCCAUCUUUCAUCUUUGCAAUAUUAUGACCCAGACAUGCCAUGAUGCCGAGGUCCACGAGGAGCUGUAAAUUUCAUUCACUACACUAUUUUGUCUUUUCAAAUUUUUGUUUUUAAUGAUUCCGAAUUAUGACCGUUGCCCACAGUCCACACACCCUUCCUCACAUUGUCUAUUCUUGAAAGACCUGAUGCCAGUCCACGAACGGCCCACGAUCAAUAAACAUAAAUCCUACCGUAGACUCAAAAGCAGCAGAUUUAAACUCCCCCAUUGUGCUCCACACCUCUCAAUGCACCGCCUCCCACCAAAUCAUCUUCAAAUUUUAAACUCACACAAAAACCUUCUAGCCGUUAAGCAAGCUCGCUCUCUCUCUCUCUCUCUCUCUCUCUCUCUCUCUCUCUCUCUCUCUCUCUCUCUCUCUCUCUCUGAAGAGGGACAAUUCCCUAUCCUCUUUCCCUAUCCAAUUUUAAACCCAACUCAAAACCAAAGCUUUCCUUCUCUAUUUUGUUUUCUGUUUUUUUUUUUUUUCCCCUUUUUUGGAUCAAGAUUUCCUUCUCUAAGCCUCCCUAGUCCCUCGCAUACCCACGUCAGAUUUUUUCAACAAAAGCGAGAGAAAGACAAUGAAGACAAUGAAGGGGAAGCUACUGAAGAAAUUGAAGUCCAUUAAGCCGAUUGGGUACUUAAAACCAGACCGAGUUCUUCAAGUUUAUGCAUCAGAUGGAUUCUUGGAGAAUUACUUUCCCACGAAAUCCAAUUCGAAAGCCGAAACCAACACGAUUCACAAAGAAGAGGAUGCAAACAUUGUCAACCAGAGCACUGGUACGGUGCAAGAACCCAAGAUUAUCGAUGUUUCGGAGCUGAUGAGAGAUCUUGAAUCCGAAGAAACGGAAAUGGACAACGAAAUCGACGACAAAGAGAACAUUAGGCCCGGAACGGAGGCGAAAAACCCAAUUGUUGUUCCGAUAGAUAUGUCAAGAAAAUUAGAAGCCAUAAAGGAAUUCGAGGAAUUACGGAAUGGGGAUUCCAAGAACAUCCCUUUAUCGGAAAUUAAUGUCGAAAAUUUCAGAAGGCCGGACUUGAAUUCAUGCAGCCUUUUUGAUCCGAACCUCCUCGCGGCAUUUGAGCAGGCAGUGAUGGAGGUUAAGGCCCAAGAAGCUGAGAGAAGAGCCAGAAUGCGGGAAACUAAUCCCGAAAACAUCAAGGAAGAAGACGAAGAAAAUCGUCCGUUUAAAGCCCGUAAAAUCGAAGAAAACAGAGAUCCUCUGUUAGAUAUUCAAGAAAACAGAGAUCCUCUGUUGGAAUUGGAAGAAAAUAGAGAUCCCCUGUUAGAUUUCGAAGAAAGAUGUCCUCCGGGCGGAACCGAUUCAGUAGUACUCUACACGACAGGGCUCCGAGGGAUCCGAAAGACAUUCGAAGACUGCAACAGCAUCAAAUUCUUACUCGACAGCUUUCGGGUAUUGUAUUCAGAAAGGGACAUUUCGAUGCACUCUAUUUUCAGGGAAGAGCUAUGGAUGACUCUGGGGGGUAAAAUAGUCCCACCAAGGCUGUUCAUCAAAGGGAGGUACAUUGGCGGGGCUGAAGUGGUAUUGACUUUGCAUGAGCAAGGGAAGCUCCGGCCGCUCUUCGAGGGCGUCCCGGUAGACUGGUCCGAAGGCCCGUGCGACGGGUGCGCCGGAUUCCAGUUUGUGGUGUGUUCUAACUGCAAUGGGAGCCAUAAGGUGGUUUCCAACGUGGCAGCCGCGUCGUCGGAAGAUUGCCCGGAGUGUAAUGAGAAUGGGUUGAUCAUAUGCCCCCUUUGUUGCUAAAUUGGUCAUCCUGUUUCUGUGUGUUCUAAUAUAUUUUUUCCAGGAUGUUUUUGUUAUCACUAUUCUUUGAAAUAUUUGGUGUAGUUCAUAUUGAUAUAUGUACUAAAUUGGUGUAUGCUUUAAAAUAAAAGGGAUUUCUCUCUCCUCUUCGGUAAGAGAAAUGCUUCUUGAAGUGGGUAUUUUUGAUCUAUUUGGUAUAUUC